CUUUAUAAAGCACCAUUAAUGCCAGAAAUCCAUUUCAUUUACCCUCGAUCCCCUUCAUCACCACAAAGCAAACUAGCAUAUAUCCUGAAACUCUAAAGCAGAGAGGAAAAAAAAAACAAAAAAAAAGCAGAGCAGAGCAAGCAUGAGAAAAGCCGUACCACUCUUCCUCGCAAUCCUAUUCUACCAAUCUAAAUUCUCUCUAGCAAAACCUCCAUCGCCACCUCUCCCCGUCCUCCCCGUCCCCUCUUCAUCACAGCUCAAAUGGCAGCGGCGUGAGAUCAUAAUGUUCUUCCACUUCGGCGUCAACACCUUCACCAAUUCCGAAUGGGGCACCGGCCACGAAAGCCCCACCAUAUUCAACCCCACUGCCCUCAACACCACCCAAUGGAUAUCGGCAGCCUCCGCCCUUGGUGUUUCCCUUGUCAUCCUCACCGCCAAACACCACGAUGGAUUCUGCCUUUGGCCCUCCCGCUACACCCACCACUCAGUCGCCCUCAGCCCCUGGCAUGGCGGCAAGGGCGACGUCAUCAGAAACUUCGUCACGGCAGCUCAUGCCGGAGGCAUCGACGUUGGGCUCUACCUCUCGCCGUGGGAUCGCCAUGAGAAGAGCUACGGCCUCGAGGUCCCUUAUAAUGAGUACUACUUGGGUCAGCUCUAUGAGUUGCUUACCAAUUACGGGAGCAUCUCGGAGAUUUGGUUUGAUGGGGCAAAGGGGGCGAACGCCACCAAUAUGACUUACUACUUCAAGGAUUGGUUCGGGAUGACGAAGCAGCUGCAAGGAUCAAUUAAUAUCUUCUCCGACGCAGGGCCGGAUUUGAGAUGGGUUGGGGAUGAAAAGGGCUCUGCAGGAGAGACUUGCUGGUCGCAGAUUAACCGCACAAGCCUUCGAAUCGGCGACGCGAGCCUUGAGAGAUACUUAAACACUGGCGAUCCAAGAGGAACCGACUGGGUUCCACCGGAGUGCGACGUUUCAAUAAGGCCUGGCUGGUUCUGGCACGAAUCCGAGAAGCCAAAGCCGCUAAACCAACUCAUCGACAUAUACUACAAGUCCGUCGGCCGUAACUGCGUGCUUUUGCUCAACGUGCCGCCCAACACCACCGGCCUUGUAUCCGAAAUCGACGUAAAGAGGCUUCGUCAAUUUCGAUCAGCCAUCGACAAAAUCUUCAAGGAAGACAUAGCCCGAGGCAGCGUCGUGAAGGCCAGCAGCGAAAGGGGAGGCGAACACGGCGGCUUUGCGGCUAGUAAUGUGGUGGAUGGGGAUGAGGAGACGUAUUGGACACCGGAAGAGAAUAAAAAGGGAAGCUAUUGGAUCGAGCUACGCGGCUUGAACCAGACGGCUAAGUUCAAUGUGGUGAGAAUACAAGAAAUGAUAAGAAUGGGGCAGAGGAUCGGAAGGUAUGAGGUUUAUGUUGAUGGGAAGGCAAUCGUGAGGAAUGGAACGACGGUGGGGCACAAGCGGCUACACCGGCUUGAGCGGCCGAUGACAGCAGAGAGCGUGAGAAUUCGCAUAACGGAGUCGCGCGGGCCGCCGUUGCUCGCGGUCGUUGGCCUGCAUUUUGACCCUUUCAAGCCGUGGGUUUCAACCGACACGUUGUAGCUUGAGCAGCCGAUGCAGGUAGAAAGCACCUGUCAUGGUGGACUUGCUUUGAAAAUACUGUGGCGAAGCGUGCGGCAUUAUUGAUCAGCUUCACGGAUUUAUGGUUUAUUGCUUCAUGGUAGGGUCGAGGUUUUGAGAGAAAUUAUAGGGGGGAUUUCUUAUGGAAAAAAUUUAUGGGGAUCUCUUCUUUAUGUUGUUUUGCAAGUAAAUUUCAGAUUUAUGAGCACGGAUGUCUCCUUAAAAUUGAGCGAGGAAAAGUAAUUUUUUAUAUAAGUUUUUUUGUUAAAAGA
Molecule: messenger RNA, 1887 nt
Organism: Dendrobium catenatum
Lineage: Eukaryota; Viridiplantae; Streptophyta; Magnoliopsida; Asparagales; Orchidaceae
Product: alpha-L-fucosidase 1
Exons: 2
Coding region: 143-1597 (484 amino acids)
Biological process (GO): glycoside catabolic process; fucose metabolic process
Cellular component (GO): lysosome
Molecular function (GO): alpha-L-fucosidase activity
Source: RefSeq, a predicted model, not a curated record